Molecule: messenger RNA, 2364 nt
Organism: Naegleria fowleri
Lineage: Eukaryota; Heterolobosea; Eutetramitea; Acrasida; Naegleriidae
Exons: 1
Coding region: 1-2364 (787 amino acids)
Source: RefSeq, a predicted model, not a curated record
AUGCAAGAACAAGAAUCGAGAAGGGCAGGAGGCUUCUCAUCUUUUUAUUAUUCGGAAGGAGGCUCUAACAACAACACGAACUCGAAUCAUCAAGAGAAUGGAGGAACUUCACAAUUGAGUGGAUCUUAUCAUGGAAGAGGAUUAAGAAUUUCGGGAAUUUCAUAUUUUACUCCUGUAUCAGCUGCAACAAGUCAAACACCAAUGACAUGUUCAUCGGAGCCAUAUUCCUACACUUAUGAUCCAGUAAGGGGAGGAUUUUUGUCAACAAACGAAGCACGUGAUGGAUGUGGAUUAGGAAGUGGUGCCUAUACAGCAGCUAUGAAUCGAUUGGGAGAACAAACACAAUGGAAACGACAAACAGAAUCAGAGGCCAAUUGUUGUUCGAGAUGCAGUGCAUGCUCAUCUUCCAAGGACACUCCAAAAUGGCAGUUGUCACGAGAAGAAAUAGAACUAAAAAACAAUGCAGUUCAAGGACGGGAUUUAUUGGAAAGGUAUAAGAUUCAAGAUGAAAAGCAAUUUCGGCCGUACUCUCCCGAUACUAAAUCGUUGCUUUCAGGAUUAGUGGGAUACAAGGGUGAAUCUAUUGACACUUCAAGACCUAGUUACAAGUCAUACCGAUCUUCUGAAUUCACGAAAAUUGACACAGCUCCUUAUGAGAAGCAAUUCGACACCGAUAAAGAAAAUAAUCAAGGUUCAUAUUUUCAUCAACAUAACACCUACCCAAAAAGCAAAAAACCAUACGAAACACAUACCAUAUACAUGAAUACCAAUCCAAUUUCUAUCAAAAGUGUCACCCUUAAUUCAAAAUACGAUCCUGCAGCAAGGUAUGAACGAAAUCCUGAUGAACCAAAUAAUUUCUUCAAGAGAGUACGAAUGGGCCGACUAUAUGCAGACAAAACCCCUUGGGAAUAUUAUCUGCACUAUGACGAGAAUGAUCACGCUCGAGACUCGUACCAAACAUUAAAAACAAGAAUGGACGAGUACAAUUCCAAAAUACAAAGUAAGGAAAACAGAAAAAACCAGAUUGUCAUGGACACGGACGAGUUUCGAAAGAUGGUUGAUAAUUUAACAAAGAAAAAUGUUUCAUCACAAGAGACUCAAACUUCUGAAGAUUUGGGAGAGAAUAACAUGGAUGUUCCCACGAAAUCCAGUUUACCAUCGCCAGUGGUGAUUCCCUCAGCAAUGAACGCUCAAACAAUGGUCAUGGAAGAGGAGCUCACAAGUUCAACUGCAGGGUCAUUCUCAAAAGGUUCUCUCCCCAAACAGAAAAACAAAAAGAAAAAAGAAAGCAAGAAGAAUAAUUAUUCCUCAACCACAACAAGGUCUGACCUUGUUUCCUCACCUGGUUGUUCAAUAACCACUGCAACGAACCGACGAAAAUCACCUUCAACUGCGCCACCAACCUCCACUCCCACCUCACGACUGAAUCAGCUAAGCGACGCAGAGAUUCCCAAAUCCAAACAUCCACGUGUGAUCACUGCAAAAUCCUCUCACUCCAAGAAAUCCAAACAGGACUUGACAAAGAAAUCGGAUGGUAAAACCAAGACCCUCACAAAGCCUGAAAGAAUUAACACAACCAGUAGCUAUUAUUCAAAUUGUUCUUCCUCUUCGUCGAUCAAUUCAAAGUCCACCAGGAGCUCUCUGAUAACGGAAGUUCCCCCAACAAAGAAUCAUGGAAGAAAGAAUCCUGUCUCAUCGAGUUCAGACAAUCGCUUCAUGAAAUCCAUGAAACGAAUACAAAGUGCUAAAAAGAAAGCAGAAACAGUUGACAAGUAUAUCCAUUUGCUUGCAUCUCCAGAAAAACAACUAGUAAGGCAAAGAAUGGAUAGCAGCAGUAGACAUUCAUCUCCAUCUUCAAAAUCUACAAAAUCCGUUUGUUCUUCUUCAAUGACAACAACAUCUGCACGUUUAAAUGACGAUCUAAAUUCAAGCCAAUUUUCAAAAGAAUAUGACGAAAUUUGUUCAGUACUACCUUCAACAGUUUCAACCGCAGUUGCCACAUCUAAGACAGUUCAGAAAUGUUUCGAUGAUGUUCUAAAGUAUUUUGAAAAACACAAGUUUGAUUCUGCACUUAAAGAAAAUGCGUCAGAUUUGGAAGAUGUCACCCUCUCUGAAUUUAGUGAAGACACAGACAUUUUAGCGAAAUAUCAUUCCAGUGACUAUGAAGACCAAGAGGAAGGCGAAGCUUUAGAGGAUAUUAGCGAAAUUUCAGAGGACGACAGCUAUGACGAAUUCACUCAAGACACUGAAAACUUAAUGUUAAAUGCAAGCAGUUUGUCCAUAUCGUCGAAUUGUUCGAUCGACACAAUUUCAAUGUCUUCCUCAAGAGAUGAUCUUUCUCUUGUUAUUUCAAGAAACUUGUGA